Molecule: messenger RNA, 3645 nt
Organism: Carassius gibelio (silver crucian carp)
Lineage: Eukaryota; Metazoa; Chordata; Actinopteri; Cypriniformes; Cyprinidae
Product: complement C1q tumor necrosis factor-related protein 1-like
Exons: 4
Coding region: 148-975 (275 amino acids)
Molecular function (GO): protein binding
Source: RefSeq, a predicted model, not a curated record
UCCCCCUGGCUCCUCAUGGCAUGCUGAGUUUGGGAGUGCAGGAGGGAGAUGCCUUACAAAUGCUGACAGGCUAUAACACUCUCAGAGAGACGGCCCAGUCAAUGCAAGCAUCCUCAGUGCAGCCCAGCAGAGCUUCUGUGGACCCUCAUGUUUGGACCUGCCAAGAUAAAGAUGCUGGUGUCGAGCCUGGCACUUCUGAUGGUGGUGUUUGCGAAAUGGGCUGAGCCGUACGUAGCACAAUACCGGGAUGCAGACCAAGGCGCAUAUGAGCCCAGAGAAAAGCAGAGAUCCCCAGAAUACUACAGAGAUGGCAGUGGAACUGAGUGCAGGCGGUGUUGUGACCCUGCAGAGGAGGCCCCACAGUUUGCCAGUCCAUACCCGCAGUACAAUAUUGUGCCACAGAUAAACAUCACCAUCCUUAAAGGGGAGAAGGGAGACACUGGUGAGCGAGGACUUUAUGGGAAAACAGGGAAGUCUGGGCAAACCGGACCCCGAGGUCCCUAUGGCAUGAAGGGAAACAAGGGCAGCAUUGGUGCUCCCGGAGAACCCUGUAAAUCCUACUACGCUGCCUUCUCUGUGGGCCGCAAGAAGGCCCUACACAGUAACGAUUACUACCAGACCAUGAUCUUUGACUCAGAGUUUGUCAACUUGUAUGGCCACUUCAACAUGUUCACGGGCAAGUUCUUUUGCUAUGUCCCCGGCAUCUAUUUCUUCAGCCUGAAUGCGCACACUUGGAACCAAAAGGAAACAUACCUGCAUUUGAUGAAGAACGAACAGGAGAUGGCCAUCUUAUACGCUCAGCCCAGCGAUCGCUCCAUCAUGCAGAGCCAGAGCCUAAUGCUGGAGCUGGAGAGGGACGACCAGGUGUGGAUUCGGCUCUAUAAGGGCGAAAGAGAGAAUGCUGUGUUUAGCGAUGACUUUGACACCUACAUCACAUUUAGUGGUCACCUUAUUAAGGCAAAGUCAGAAGGUUAAGCAGAGCCAAUCUAUGGACAGCAGGGAUUUAUGUGACUGUGUCUAUUAAAUGAGAUGCAAUUUCGUUACUCUUUUUUUUGUAAUAUAUUUUUAACAGUUUUACAUGGUACUUCAGGAGGAACAUUGAUUUAUAUUUAUGAUCCAAUACUGUAAUGUCCUUUGUGUCUGACCAUCUUUAAUUUCAUUACAGAGGCUGGGCUACUUGAUAAACGUGGUAUUAUAGGUUAUUGCGCUAAUAACAUUUAAAACGAUACAAAUCUGUAUCUACAAUCCAAAAAUUAUUUUAAGACAAUAUCAUAUAAAUACAUAUAUAAAGACAACAUUAUCAUAAUUUAACAGAGAUUUUGCACAAUAUUUAUGCAGGCCUUUUUCAUGUGUAGAUACAUCAGCAAUCAUUUAACAGAUUACUUGAAAUUAUCAUAUUAUAUCUAUUAUAAUAUAUAGAAAUCAGUGUUAAAUUUGUGCAACAAUUAUAAUUUACGAUUAAUUCAAGAAAUAAUGCAAAUUCAGUUAAACAAUAAAAUAAUUAAAUCAAAAGACAAAGUACCAUAUUUUCAGAAAAGUUUAAUUAAUACCAAAUAUUUAUUACAUUAAGAAAACAAGUAAACUGAAAAAGUGUGAAACAGUUUGUCAGUGAUUUAUGACAAAUAUUUUGGUAAAUAAAUAUUUUUUAUCAUUUACAGUAUUGUAGAAUGAAAAAAAUAGACUACUUAGUCUGUGCUGCAGACAACUAGAGUAUAUUUACAUUCACAUUUAGUCAUUUUGCAGUCGCUUUUAUCCAAAGCGACUUACAAUUGGGGGAUACAUAAAGCGAUUCUUCUUCAAGAGGCAAAAAAGUGCUUGCAAUACCAGGUUUUAGAUAUUGUUCAAAUAAGUUCAAGCUAGAAAAAGAAAGAAUAAAUAAAACCUUUUAUUCAAUUUUUUUAAACGAUGAAACCAAGUAGUUUCGAAAAGAGAUACGUUUUCAGCUGUCCCUUAAAAAAUUGUUAGGUAUUCAGCAUUUCGGAUAGGGGUUGGAAGAUCAUUCCACCAGCCAGGAAUGGUGAACGAGAAUGUUCUGGAAAGUGAUUUUGUAUGGAAUUAUAUUUGCUUAAAAAAAAUUUUUAUGUAACUUUAUAAAACUGCCUUUAUAAUAUUGAAUAAUAUUAAAAGAAAUGUAAAAACCUUUCCAUAGUAAUUAUUAAUUAGUAAAUAAAAAUACAUGUAUUUUCCAUAUUUCUGAUAUGGAAUAGCUUAUACGUGGUUUGUAAUGCAAUGACCAAAAUAUGAAAUAAAAUAUUUCAUGUAAUUCUGACAGCCAAUAAGAAGAUUUCGAGAACAGAAGAACAGAGUAUAUGACACAAUGAUAUAUGAUACUGUUUUUAUUUAUGAUACUUUCCUGGCCUUUUUGGAAUUGUCAGCAUAAAUCACCAUCCACUUUCCUUGUAUAUUAAAGAGAAGCUUGAAAAUCCUGCUAAAAAUUUGCUUUUUUUGGGUUUAUAGAAGACAGAAAAUAUGGGGGUUGGAAUGACACUGGGCAUGAGUAAAUGAUGACAAAAUGUUCAUUUUGUGGCAAUAUAUUCCUAAACAUUCAGCAGCAACAACUCCUUUCCUGUCUGCAGAAACAGUUUUGCAGUUUUGUCUCCAUCUUGUGAUUAAACUUGACCAGUGUUGCAGUUUUUCACAGAUUUAUCUCUCUCCCUGGAUUAAAUCAUGUUCUCAGUAUAAAUGAGAGAGGUAUCCAAUCUCUAGCACUCACUCCCCCCAGAACCCUUUUACUUUUACAGUCUAAUUUGCUGAUGGUGAAGCAGUUUACGUAAUGAAUUACAGUUUAUAGUACACACAACCGUUUGAUUCUUUCUCUGAUACAAUUCUGUGAGUAAAUAAGUAUCCGGGAUAUUUUCAACUGCCGUUCGUAUGGGAAUUUAUGUGGUCAUUCAAACUAAAUAGAAUUAAUUUGAGAUAAUGAUCUGAAUGCGCUAGAAAAAAAUGACUGUAUCAAGAGUCAGCAGUCAACCAAGAAAGACUCACUAGAGAUCAUUAUAAAUUCAAUUUCCAAUCUAGCCAUUUGCAGGGCUAUUUUGUCUACAAAAACUACAGUCAUCAGGUCCUAGUCUGAUUGCAGCUAUAAAAUGCAUCGACAGGCAGUGGAUUCAGAGUUUGUCCUGCCCAUUAAAGAGCACAGAGGUAAAAUGCUGAUGAUGUGUGCUGCUCUUUAUCUGGAUGGGCCAUCGGAUGCUGCUGGGAGGCGGAGGGUGUUUAUUCAGCAGGCUCAUGCUCUUUCUGUGCACUCGACUGAACAGCCCACUUUCUUUCACUUUUAAAGCCCUUUUAAGGUGUCAUUCGAGAGUGCUUUUCUUUUAAGCCAGUUAAGCUAACACUAACUCAAGGUGUCACAAGCCACAGUUUUAAUGUGACAGUGUGUGAGAGAGAAACUUCAACUGCACAUGUGAGAAAAUGUGAUCUGACUUAUGGCAAUUAUUACUAUUAUUGAAACACCUUGUUUGAUUUCCCAUUUUUAACAUGCCACCUUCAAUUUUUUGCUGAUUGCUAACUUCUGAUUCUGUUUUGUAAUUCUAUUUUAUUUCACAAAAUUAUUUUAUUUGUUAUGUUAUUAGUUUACUCAAACUGCGCUGUAGUUUUCAUUUUAAUUGACCUAUUGGCUAUAUAACUUUGAAGAGAAUUGAGCCA